AGAAUCAGCUGACUCCCAGCCAAAACACAGACCAGCUGAUACGAGCCCCAAGCAGAAAACGCACAAAGGACAGUGAGGUGGGUGCAAUUGUGGUGCGUGUAAUCGACUAGGUUUGACAGGUUUCAAAGUUGUUAUUUUCUCUAAAAACUAAGCAAAAUCAUGUCUGCUGAAAUCAUGGCGGAUAGCAGUGAAAGAUCGAUGGAUACGGAGUGUCAUGCCCUGGAGCCCGAGGCAAAGCGACAGAAACUUGAGUCCGUGGUCAAGCCAAUUUUGAAGCCUGAAGAGGACAAACUGGAGCAGAGACUUGGUGGAAUUUUGUGUUGCGCUGUCUGCCUGGAUCUUCCAAAAUCAGCUGUUUACCAGUGCACCAACGGACAUCUCAUGUGCGCGGGGUGUUUCACCCACCUCCUAGCUGACGCCCGUCUGCGUGACGAGACGGCCACUUGUCCCAACUGCCGGAUCGAGAUCUCCCGCUCGCUCGUGUCGCGUAACCUAGCAGUGGAGAAGGCAGUCAGUGAGCUGCCCUCCGAGUGCCAGCACUGCGGCAGACAGUUCCCUCGCAGCUCGCUGGAGCAGCACGCGAGGGACGCCUGCGAUGAAAGGCCACUGACCUGCCGGUACAGUCGGAUCGGCUGUCCGUGGCGCGGCCCGGCCCACGAGCUCACCGCCCAUCAGACCCAGUGCGUGCACCCGCACAACACCGGCGAGACCAUCAUGGGCGUCCUGCAGGCGGGUGAACUGCGCAGGCAGCGCGAGGCACAGCUCUAUGACACCAUCUUUGACCUGCUGAGCUUCGAGAAGAUCCUCUUCAACGACCUGCAGAUGAAGCCUUACCGCACCGACGACUUCAUCCACAAGCUCUUCUACGAAACCAGUCGGUUCUCGGCCUUCAACUGCCAGUGGGUGAUCAAGGCACGCAUCAACGACAACCAGCGGGACCCGAGCCAGAGCUGCGACCGCUGCAUGACCUACCAGCUGAUUCUCAAGUCGAAGGUGAGCCAGCCAAUGAGCGUGCAGUACCUGGUGUUGCGGGGCCCGUUCGGGGACGCGCGCGUGGCGCCGGCCAUCUACAGCCACGAGUUCAGCGACUCCCAGCCGGAGAGCGAGUUCCAGCGGCUGCCGCUGCCCGACUCGGCCGAGUGUAACCGCAUGCUGGCCGCCCGCUCCGUCAACAUACGGUUGAUUAUGUUCCAGGUGAGCAAGUGAGCGCCUCUCCGGCCGAUCGGCGGCGCCCUCUGCGCUGCCCUACCCCGCCUGCCGGCCGCUCUCUCCGCCCCGCCCCAACGUCCGUCGAACACAGCCCGCACAGCCGUGGUGGCUCCGACCGCGGACCGGUCUCAGCUGCGAGCCCGGAGGACGCCGUCGGAGCCGGGCCGCGGCCGCGUGAGCGUCUUCUCUGCCACAGACACGCCGUCGUUCGUCGCAUCCGACACUGAGCGCAAAAUCGACGAGUGGGGAGUGGGGUAAAAUUAUGUGUGUAUCAGUUUAUGAAGGCCGCUUCGGCAGUGCGUAGAGUGUGUGUGGAGUCUCGUGUCCCACUUAUUUGUGCGGGGUCUUUGCCCUCCUCUUGUAGGGAGGAUACUGAAAGCCUUUUUAGGUCUCGAGUUUUCCGUAGACGAAAUAGAAAUAUUGGUAAGAGUAGUUUUAUUGAGUGUUUUAUUGGUUAAGUCAAGAUGAAAUCAUGCUUGUUGACCUUGUAUGCUUUAGACGGGUGGUGAAUUGACUAUAAAUUAAGUUGCGAUUUAAUAUGCUUGUUAUAUAAGAGCCAGAGAACGGAUCGAAUUUUCUUAGGCCGGUGUCUUGACGACAGUUGAUGACGACAUUUGUAAAUGUCGCACACUUCGCAGCUUCGUGUUUGCCCGGGCACAAGAGUUGUGUUUGCAUAUGAAGUAAAUGUCUACUGAAGAAAUUUCGGUGACACAAAUGCUCGCUGGUCCAGAUGAGUGGUUUGUCAAUUACAAAACACCAAUGCGAUGCUUUAUGAUGAAUGUAAUUUGAAAUAUUAUGUUUUGCAUCAAUGAUUAAGUUCAACGAAUGUUUGUGAAGUGCUGCAUAAGCAUAAAUUAUAUAACUUAAGAAUUCUACCGUUAUUAAAUCUUAAUAUUUUUGUCUUUAGAUAUAAGAACUGCCUUGGCAAAAAGCUGACAACCAGAAAUAAGUUUUAAUUGUUCCCAAAGUGUGACUAAAGAUGUAGGUGUUGGCGUGGAUCGCUAUGCUUGUUCGGCUUAUCUUGUUAUUCGUCCUGCCGAUUUGCCAUAAGUUUAUCAUUUAGAUUUAUCGCCCGUAGACCGUUUGAAGGGCAUAGCUAGGGGGAGAUGAUUACGAGGAACGAACUCCCUAUUAGCCGUGAAUCGGUCGAAUCUUCCCAUAUUUUGAAAUUUAAUAACACUGAAAAUACUCAUAUCAUUUCACGACGUGUGGUGUUAGAUAUCAAGCGAUUAUGUGCUGGGUCGCGUGUUGCUCUUUAAACUAUUUUCGUAUCUGUUUGAGUUUGCGACCGAAAACGUUCUGUCAUGAAAUCUCAAGGCAUAUUAGUGUUGCUGUACUUGAUACUUGCACAUGUAUUUUCGAUUUGACCUUUUUGACUUGGUCUUCCUGAAACCUGCUGAUUGUGCUGAACCUCGAUUGUCGCAUAUUUUUGGAAAGUUUGCAAGCACGUUUGUAGCUUCCCGUCUACUUGGGUCGUACCGUUGCGGCCCUGCACACUAACUGACAUCCAUGUCUUUCGUUCGCUCGAUAUGAUAUAACUAUCUGCCGUCGAUGCCAUUAUGUUGUAUAAGUUAGCGAUAAGAGAAGCCUUUUCAUAGGAUAGCUGUUCGUCUGGCGCACAGAUGUGCGGUAAGAUUGACCUUGUAGUAGCGUGGAGAAGGAGCAGGCUUCGGUUUGUCACCAAGUACAAAAUGUUGAACGCGAUAGAGUAAGGAUGUGGCUUGUACAGCAUGAGGCAAGACUGAUGUAGGUUAGUGAGUGCCGGCUGGUUUUUGAAGUGGAGUGUCGUGUGGUUCGUGGUAAUCCGAUACAUUUACCUUCAAAUUAUCGAUUAAAAAUGUUUCUUUUUCGCGAAAGACGUACAUCAACAUGUAUCCGAGUUUUAUCACGCCAAAACCGUGUCGUCGGUUGAACAAAUCUCGCAUUCGACAAUAUCUAAAAUUUACGUACCGCAGAGCCGUGUUACGUUUAGCGCGUGCGUUUCGCCCGAAUGCAGAGUGUGACCGUGCUGGCGAUCUCCCUAGUACCGGGUGUCACCCUAGGUCGUCUCCCUUAGAAUCUGAUCUAAUACACCUAGUUUGUGGUUACAA
Amphibalanus amphitrite is the source of this 3299-nucleotide messenger RNA. Its product is annotated as cysteine and histidine-rich protein 1 homolog. The coding region runs from base 160 to 1206 and encodes 348 amino acids. Gene Ontology annotation, cellular component: nucleus. Gene Ontology annotation, molecular function: zinc ion binding. NCBI's taxonomy places the organism in Eukaryota, Metazoa, Arthropoda, Thecostraca, Balanomorpha, Balanidae. The record is from RefSeq and is a predicted model, not a curated record. The transcript is spliced from 7 exons.